Messenger RNA from Ylistrum balloti, 939 nucleotides. RefSeq names its product guanine nucleotide-binding protein subunit beta-like protein 1. Lineage: Eukaryota; Metazoa; Mollusca; Bivalvia; Pectinida; Pectinidae. The transcript is spliced from 2 exons. The record is from RefSeq and is a predicted model, not a curated record. The coding region runs from base 1 to 939 and encodes 312 amino acids. Gene Ontology annotation, molecular function: protein binding.
AUGGAAGACAAAUCUCGUGUCCCAGACCCAGUUUAUGUUCUACGUGGCUCUACAAGCCCUGUGUCCAGUCUGACCUUUGACCCCCAUGAUCAGCUGUGGUCAGGAGGACUUGAUGGAUGUGUGUGUUCGUGGAACAUGGUGAGCAGGCGGUCAGACAUUCAUUUGGAUGCUCACCAUGGUCAAUCUGUGUCUUGGAUUGAGUUUCUGGACAAUGGGGAAAUGGUCACUCAAGGGCGAGAUGGCUUUGUCCACUUUUGGUCACUACAGGAGUCAAAACUGACCAACACAGGUAGCAUCACAUCCAACCAACAAGGAUUCUGUGCUGGCUGUGUCCUGUCCACAGACAGGGGUCCAACAGUUCUUGCCAUUCCAGGGAGAGAGACGUCCGAGGUGGACAUCGUGGAUAUCAGCACUCGUAAAAGUAUAGGUCGUUGUGUCCCCAAGUCUGCGAUAAAAUUGGGCAUGUGUAUGGCUCUAGCAAAAACUGGAAAUGACUCUCAGUUUGUCACCGGUUAUGAGGAUGGAUCUGUGGCAUUGUGGGAUAUCCGAACAUUUAGUAUGGUUGACAAAGUUUCAAUGUAUAACGAUAGUGUUAUAUGUAUGGAUUACAAUCCAAAGAUAAAAAAAGGUGCUGUUGGGUCUGUGGACAAUAGGCUCGUAACAUUCAGUCUAACUCCUGACAGCAAGAUACAAUCUGGACGUGAACUGAUGGUUACAAAUCCUGGAUUUAAUCGCAUCUUGUUUCGAAAGGAUGGUAAACUUUUUGCUACUGGUGGUUGGGAUGGAAAUGUUCGAUUAUUUAGUGGUAAAUCUGUGAAACCACUAGCAGUUUUAACAUACCACAAGGAGAGUGUCCAGACCUUAGCCUUCUCCACAGACAAAAUAUUGGCCAGUGGGUCAAAAGACCAUCAUAUCAGUCUGUGGGAUGUGUAUAGGUGA